AUGUCCAAAUUGGCGCCAGUACAUGAGAUGACCGAGUCCAAUGGCUUGAGUCCAUCUCCAUCUCCAGAGAACAAACAACCCAUGAACUCUCCACGAGAUUGGUCCUUUGCCCGAAAGACCUUGAUAUUCAUGGCGCUGAUGUCGAGUUCCAUUCUGGCCGAUGGGUACCUAUCCUCCAGCCCAAUUGUGAUCGGGACUGACGGAACUAGGGCGAUGGUCUGGGGUUCAACGCUGAUUACCCAACAAGCGAUUGAUUGGGAUAUUACUGUGAAUCACUCUGCAACCAGCAUGAACUAUGGAAUUCUUCUUCAGGGAUUCGGUGGAAUAAUCGCAGUCCCGUUGGUUGAAGCAUAUGGACGGUACGUGCCAUGUGGUGCCAUGUGGUCCACGUGGAUUGUUUGGAAUUGGACUGAUCAUGUUAGAUUCCCAAUCUGGAUCUGGCCUCAGGUUAUCACAAUGUUGAUGGUCCUGGGCGCGACACUGUCCACAGAUUAUGCCACGUUUACCACUUUUCGCUCGCUGCAGGGGUUAUUCGGAACUAUCCCUCAGGUGAUAGGACUGCCGCUUAUCCAUGACAUAUAUCAUCCUCACGUUGGUCCGUUCUUGGGUCCGGCUAUAGCGGGCUAUAUCGGUGCUGGUACGAACUGGAGGGUUUCCUUUGGGGUCUUGACGGCACUCUAUGGCUUGUCUACUGCAAUGGUACUUGCAUUCGGUCGAGAAACCUAUGCUUCAGGGAAACCUGGCUCGAGAGUCGGUUCAUACUUUGGGAUUGGGAAUACGGGUCUUCCGAAGCUGGCCACCAUUGCAGAUCAGUGCCGGAUGUUGUUUGUCUAUGUCUUCAAAUUCCCACUUUUCAUGACAGGUCUGACGGUCCUGGUUACAUUUACCUGGCCGAUCGGAAUCACUACCACCAUCGACACCUUUCUACACAGUCCUCCAUACCUCUUCAAUACAAUCGAGGCCUCGUCUAUGCGUUUUGCCGGUGUUAUUGGGGCUCUUUGUGGGUACUUGGUUGGGAACAUCUUCAACGAGUGGAUCUACCGCCGCCACUCUCACAACUGGCGCACCGAGUAUCGGCUUCACGGAGUCUGGCUACCCGCAGGAAGCAUGGUGGCUGGCCUGUUGACAUAUGGGUUAACAAUGCAAUUUAGCAAGCACUGGAUUGGUAUUGCAUUCGGUUGGAUCAUGGUGAAUACCGGUCUAGUAGCAAGCAUUGUGGCGAUCACUGCAUACGCGUUGGAGAAGUAUCCAAAUCAAGCUACCUGUGUGUCGGCCAUUUUGAAUAUGUGGCGCACCUGUGGUGGAUUCUCCGUGGGUUAUUUCCAGCCGGCUUGGAUUGCGCGGAACGGACUGGGUGUGGUGUUUGGGAUCCAAGCAGCGAUUGUAAUUGUAGCGAUCAUCUUAACUAUUACCCCUGUAUUCAUACUGGGUAAUAAGGGGCGAUUGGAUGAGACUGAGCCGGAGGCGGUCGAAUGA
Penicillium odoratum is the source of this 1476-nucleotide messenger RNA. RefSeq lists its product as uncharacterized. Gene Ontology annotation, biological process: transmembrane transport. Lineage: Eukaryota; Fungi; Ascomycota; Eurotiomycetes; Eurotiales; Aspergillaceae. Bases 1 to 1476 code for a protein of 491 amino acids. The transcript has 6 exons. Gene Ontology annotation, molecular function: transmembrane transporter activity. The record is from RefSeq and is a predicted model, not a curated record.